Molecule: messenger RNA, 2625 nt
Organism: Lentinula edodes (shiitake mushroom)
Lineage: Eukaryota; Fungi; Basidiomycota; Agaricomycetes; Agaricales; Omphalotaceae
Exons: 2
Coding region: 1-2625 (874 amino acids)
Source: RefSeq, a predicted model, not a curated record
AUGUCUGGCUCGACGCCCACUAAAAGACUUCAGUUGAAGACGUCUGACUUGACGGACUUUUUCCGUGGUUCUUCCAGCGGUCCUAGCAGCACACCCAGCACAGGCAGCAGUAGUGAACCCCCAUUACCAGUCCCUGAGGUCAACCGUCUCUCAUCUUCCUCGGCCUCCCCUUCGAAAAAAAGAUCUUCAAGGAUUCCAUUCAUUGGAAGGUCAAGGAAAAAGUCUAUUCACUCAGACGCAGAUGUUGACACCUCAUUGUCGGACGCCACCAAAGAGAGUAGAGCGUCUGUCGCGACAGCGGGGUCUAACUAUAGAUCGGCGCCAGAACAACACAGUACCUCACUCCCGCAUGCCUCCACAUCACAGCAAUCCCUGAAAACUGCUGCAACCUCCACCAGUUUUGGAUCGAAGAUUGCUGCACAUUUUGUUCCCUCUAAGGGUGGCCUACGUCUGCAGAGCCGCAAAUCUCAGCGUUCUGCAAAAAAGUCGCAUGAAGAACUGUCUGACUAUACGUCGGACAGUUUGGUUCCUCCGAGCUUGGGAGCUCGGUCUCCGUCCAUUGAGUCAAAUAUCUCUCGCAUUAGUCGCUCGACCACUCCACGGGCCAGUCAAGCUCAGGAGGAACUUCGUCCACAACCAACUAUCACUGUUUCCCGUCCUCCUGUCGAUGAUCUCGAUAACAUGGAAGAAUAUAAUGAUCUUUUUACCAAGCCACGGCAUAUAGUGAAGUCUGUGCCGAUAGACACUGGGUCGAUGGGAACAUAUCUUUCCCGUUCCUCUCUGCACAACGAUACUUCUCCACUCUCUCCUACCCCUCACACAAUUUCGAUGCUCGCGCACGCGCCCGCCUCUUCUGCCAUACCUACUCAGACCGCUGAUGAUACCACGGCUAGUUCCAUUCGUCGAAAAGGGUCGAAGGUACAAAAGCUUUCUAGAAGCUUAGCGGGUGAUUCCGAUCGCGCGUCUUUCAGCGGAACUUCAGUUUCCUCUUUCAGCGCACUGCCUUCUAGGCGGAAUGCGAACUCCGACCUGCAGCAGGGCAUCGAUAUUGACACAGCAGAUGAGUCAGAGGCCAUGUCAAUAAGGUCGGCGAUGUCUAUGCCAGUUUCAUUCAGAAGCGUCACGGCCUUGGAUAAGCACCGCUCUCUGAUUUCUUCGCACUCUGUCCGAAGUACAACAAAAUCGAAGAGCUCCAGAAUCACACUACCAUCCAAACCUCCAUCUAUACCACUUCCUGCCACUCCUUCAUCAGAUGAAAUCUCAUCGCUUUCACAAACGCAGGCUUUUCGACAGCGCGCACAUACUAUUGCUUCCAGCCGCAACUCAUCAGUCCCAGAACGAUCUUCUGGCUCCUCGAGAGCUAAUUCAACUUUGAAACAAAACACCACUACAGUCAAAGCUCUCGGAAAGUCGUCGUCACUUUCCAGAGAUUCUACUAUUCAAACCCAUGGUACAGACAGAAAUUCCUCCUCUUCCUCCUCAGCUUCUUCCACGCCAACUCCAACUAAAACUUUCCCUAACUUGAAAAUGCUGCAGAUCGAUGUCGACACUGCCUCGAUUGAAGAGCUCCGCAAAGCUCUCCGGUAUCGCAAUCAGCAGUUUGAAGAACUUUCUGGUUGUCUUCUCCGAAUGACAGAGACGCAUGCCACCGAAAAGAGAGCAUGGGAGGGAAAAGUAGCAGAGCUGGAAAGGGAAGGUAUAAGAAGAGAUAAAGAGAUCCAGGGACUUGCCUGGCUGGUGAAAAAUACCCCCGCGCAUAAUACUUCUUCAAGCGAUACUAAAACGAAUACCUCACUCCAGUCCGGCUCUCGAACUCCAAGUCUUCUGGAAAUGGAAAAAGAGCGAAGCGACGAUUCAUCUGUACGAAGCAGCAUACCCACUCCUUCUUCAUCUGUGAGGCUCCCCAUAAAUAGGCUUCUUCAGAGCGAGGAUUCAGAAUCCUAUCCUACUUCUACUUCAGAAUGGGGCUCAGGCACAUCGGGGGCUGAAGACGAGACACAGAUGGCUACAAUCAGGCCAAAACGGACCAUGAGGAAGUUGAAAUUAGUGGAAAGUGUGAACAAAUCAUUACCUGCCGCGCGCUUGAUGUCUCCCAGACAACCAGGAUCUGGGGCAGGAAUGGAUGCAUCAGGGCAUGCCUUUGAUACUUCAUAUCCACGUAAACGCUCGUCGGCGUCGUCUUCUUUCACUGUCGCUUCCUCUUCCUCGAUUUCACCCAAUCAGAGUCCAACUUCGAUUACUUUCCCUCCUUUGCAAAUAUUAAAUCCAAUUCCCGAAUCUCGUCUUGUCAGCGAUUCGAAGGAAAGUCAUGUUACGUUCUCUUUGGACAAGGAAGAUCACAAGCGAGAGCGAAAGUUAUCGAAAUCUUCGUUUAAACCCACCGGGCAACCUUCUACCUUCAGUAAAUCAACUUUGAGCAGUUCGAUACCUUCGGUAACGCCGGGAUCUAGAUUGACUCCGUCGGAGGCAUAUAUCCGAAAUUUGAAAAAAGGUCGACCUCCUUCGAUUGCUCAGAUCCUAGACCAAAACGAAGAAGCAGAUCAAUCUACGACGGGCAAUAUCGAGGAGUCGUACGGGGGUCGUUCAAGGGCACUAUUGGCAGGGAUUGACCCUGUCAAAAAAUAA